AUGGGUUCUGGCCCGAAUUGUCCUGAUCUCCCAACCCAUCAGCAACUACUCUCCCUGAUGAGUCGAAUAUCUAUCCAAGUUCCAUUACCUCCUCUAUACCAAAUACGACUAAUUUCACUCGAAAGGAGACGUUUAGAUUCUUUGAAUUUCAAUGCAAGGACGCGUGGAUUAACAGUUCGUGCAAUAGGAUACAAUAAAUAUUAUCCACCAGACUACGAUGGUAAAUCAUCACUCAACAAACUUGCCGGCAAACACAGCCUAGGCGACCGCGCCCGCAAAAUCAAGCAAGGAAUCCUGAUCGUCCGCUUCGAGCUUCCAUUCGACAUUGUCUGUCUCCGAUGCGAAAACUAUCUGGCACAGGGCACGAGGUUCAACGCCGAGAAGAAAAAAGUGGGCGCGUAUUAUACGACGCCGAUAUUCUCGUUCCGGUUUAAGUGCCAGAAGUGCAGGCCUACGAGCGUUCAUGGGCAGGCGCAUUAUGUUGAGAUUGAGACCGAUCCGGCUAAUACGGAGUACAAAGUUGUUGAAGGUGCGCGAAGGAGUAAUAAUGACGGUAGUGGAUAUGAUCAAGCAGCAAAUGACGGCAGUGAAAAUGAUGCAAAGACAGAAAUCGAAGAAACAGACGACGUAUUUGCAAAAGUCGAAAAACAAGCAGCCGAAACUCUACAGCGAAGAAGAGCAAGCAAGCGAAUACAAGAAUUAUACGAAGACAGCACACGACGAUGGGGGGAUCCAUAUACAAAGAACCAAGAACUGCGGCGGAUAUUCAGAGGAAAGAAAAAGGAGACAGAGAAGCAGAAUAAGGCGAGCGACUCGUUGGCUUGGAGAGUGGCAAAGGUUUCCCAGCACCGCAAACAGAUUACUAGUGGGAGCACGACGGCGUCGUCAGGCGAGAAGAAGAGCGCUAAGCAGCUGUUAAUGGAGGCCGUCACUAAGAACAAAAAGAAAUAA
Myxozyma melibiosi is the source of this 951-nucleotide messenger RNA. RefSeq lists its product as uncharacterized. The record is from RefSeq and is a predicted model, not a curated record. NCBI's taxonomy places the organism in Eukaryota, Fungi, Ascomycota, Lipomycetes, Lipomycetales, Lipomycetaceae. Gene Ontology annotation, cellular component: U2-type spliceosomal complex; post-mRNA release spliceosomal complex. The coding region runs from base 1 to 951 and encodes 316 amino acids. The transcript has 3 exons. Gene Ontology annotation, biological process: mRNA splicing, via spliceosome.